CUGGUCAUAUUUUUCUCCCCUCCUAUUACAUAUACCUUUGUUGUCAAAGUUAUUUUGUUGCAGAUCUUCAUAGAAUACCAAGCAGCUACAUUCCACCUGACUAAAGGCUCAGGCCCAGUCCAUAUAAGUGGUAUGCACCAAACAAAAACUAACAUCAUUGGUGAGGAUGAUAUGGAUGAAUUGGCUGAAGAAGAAGGUGAAGAUGAAGAGGAGGAGGAAGAGGAAGUAGAGGAAUUACCACCAAAGAAGAAGACAAAGAAGUAGAGAAGAAUGUAUGAAUUGUCCCAGCUUCACCAGUGUCGUGUUUUCUAUUGUAGCUUAAUUCAGAUGAAUGGACAUAGCUUCGUAACAUUUCCAUGUUUUAUAUUAUAGCUUCAUUCAAUGAUGUGAUUAAAAAUGUGUGUGUGUGCACUUGAUUGAUUAUAUAAACAAGAAAAAUGGACAAUUA
Messenger RNA from Cherax quadricarinatus, 448 nucleotides. Lineage: Eukaryota; Metazoa; Arthropoda; Malacostraca; Decapoda; Parastacidae. The record is from RefSeq and is a predicted model, not a curated record.